AUGGUAGCUGAAUCUGAAACUGAUGAUGAAAAAACUGAAAUUGAAGAUGGAGAGGAAGAAAGAGAAUCACCGAUGGUGAAGCUGGAUUUCGCGAAAUUGUUCAAAAUGGCUGAAGAUCCGGAUUUGGAAGAGUUGUUGAGAAGUCCGUUGGAUCAAGCAUUGCAGAAUUUAGAGUUGGUUUUUUUUUUUCACUCAAAAGUUUUUUUUAAAAACAAUUUCGAUUCAGAUUAUUUCAAAAAAUAUCUUACUGUUUCAACAAGUUCUCAAGUUUUUUCUAUAUUUUUUCAUUUGAAAUAAUUGUUGAUUUAAGUUUCAAUUUAUGCUGAAACUUUGGUUAAAAUUUAAAAAUUAUAUUUGAAAAAGUUUGAGUUUCAAAAAAAUAAAUUUACUGUUUCAAAAAUAUCACCCUUUUUCUAUGAGAAAAUUUUCACUGUUUCAAAAAUCUUUUUUUUUUCAAAUUCAGAAACAUAUUUUUUCUCAAAAAACGUUCACUGUUUCAAAAAUCUUCCAAAUUUUCUACAGUGCGUUUCAUAAUGAUAGGUUCACCCCAAAAUUUCUGAAAUCAGCCGAGGUGUGAGUUGUAAUAACAAUCCGAGUUAA
Messenger RNA from Caenorhabditis angaria, 600 nucleotides. The record is from the annotation of a GenBank genome assembly. NCBI's taxonomy places the organism in Eukaryota, Metazoa, Nematoda, Chromadorea, Rhabditida, Rhabditidae.